GGUGCGCGCACCAUGGGGGAGAAACCCGGGACCAGGGUCUUCAAGAAGUCGAGCCCUAACUGCAAGCUCACCGUGUACUUGGGCAAGAGGGACUUUGUAGAUCACCUGGACAAAGUGGACCCUGUAGACGGUGUGGUGCUUGUGGAUCCUGACUACUUGAAAGACCGCAAAGUGUUUGUGACCCUCACCUGCGCCUUCCGCUAUGGCCGCGAAGACCUGGAUGUGCUGGGCUUGUCCUUCCGCAAAGACCUGUUCAUCGCCACCUACCAGGCCUUCCCCCCAAUGCCCACCACCCGGCCCCCCACCCGCCUGCAGGACCGGCUGCUGAGGAAGCUGGGCCAGCAUGCCCACCCCUUUUUUUUCACAAUACCCCAGAAUCUACCCUGCUCGGUCACACUGCAGCCAGGACCAGAGGACACAGGGAAGGCCUGCGGGGUAGACUUUGAGAUUUGAGCCUUCUGUGCCAAAUCACUAGAAGAGAAAAGCCACAAAAGGAACUCUGUGCGACUGGUGAUCCGAAAGGUACAGUUUGCCCCAGAGAAACCAGGCCCACAGCCUUCAGCUGAAACCACACGCCACUUCCUCAUGUCUGAUCGGUCCUUGCACCUUGAGGCUUCUUUGGACAAGGAGCUAUACUACCACGGGGAGCCCCUCAGUGUCAAUGUCCACGUCACCAACAACUCCACCAAGACCGUCAAGAAGAUCAGAGUCUCUGUGAGACAAUAUGCCGACAUCUGCCUCUUCAGCACUGCCCAGUACAAGUGCCCCGUGGCUCAACUUGAACAAGAUGACCAGAUAUCUCCCAGUUCCACGUUCUGUAAGGUGUACACCAUAACCCCACUGCUCAGUGACAACCGAGAGAARCGUGGUCUUGCCCUGGAUGGGAAGCUCAAGCAUGAGGACACCAACCUGGCUUCCAGCACCAUAGUAAAGGAGGGUGCCAACAAGGAGGUGCUGGGAAUCCUGGUGUCCUACAGGGUCAAGGUGAAGCUGGUAGUAUCUCGAGGCGGGGAUGUCUCUGUGGAGCUGCCUUUUGUUCUUAUGCACCCCAAGCCCCAUGACCACAUCACCCUGCCCAGACCUCAGUCAGCUGUUCCCGAAACAGAUGUCCCUGUGGAUACUAACCUCAUUGAAUUUGAUACCAACUAUGCCACAGAUGACGACAUUGUGUUUGAGGACUUUGCCCGACUUCGGCUGAAGGGGAUGAAGGAYGACGAUUAUGAUGACCAAUUCUGCUAGGAAGGGGGGCUGGAAGAAGGGAGUGGAUGGUGCUGGGAGAGGUAGGGACAAGACCAAGAUCCCUGCUAUGGAGGCGGGGGUGUCCCUGCUUCUUUUCCUUCCCCUCCAUCCAGCAGUUUCCUCAACCAACCCCUUUUCUCACUCCCCCUUUACCCCAGAUACGCACUGGACCCAUCACUUGUUUAAAGUGGGCAUUAAUCUUUUUACUACAGCUCUGCUUCCCCAGUUGCCCAGUGGGUGGCAAGCUGUGUUCAUACAUGAAUUUUUUGGAGGGGGACAACAAGGAGUGAGAGUAGGGAAAGGGGAAGAACUCCCAUAUUCAAUUUCACACCAACACAACUGCCCCCUCCAGUCACUCUCUGCCUCCCAUUCCUCCAAGAUAAGACCCUGCAGAGGCAAAGCUGUUUCUUUGUUUCUGAGCAUAAACAAGAAAAUAAACCUUUUAAUAGGCAUGAGUGUGUGUGUGUUUUCCCUGUAGUGUUCAGUGCGUAGUGUGCGUAUCCACAAUUCCUUUCUGUACCCUCAGGGCACCUGA
Urocitellus parryii (Arctic ground squirrel) is the source of this 1774-nucleotide messenger RNA. NCBI's taxonomy places the organism in Eukaryota, Metazoa, Chordata, Mammalia, Rodentia, Sciuridae. The record is from RefSeq and is a predicted model, not a curated record.